Psylliodes chrysocephalus is the source of this 542-nucleotide messenger RNA. Lineage: Eukaryota; Metazoa; Arthropoda; Insecta; Coleoptera; Chrysomelidae. The record is from the annotation of a GenBank genome assembly.
UACAGCUAAAAAGUAUUUGUAAUUUAAGUCAACAGAAAUCAUCAUGAAAUUAUAUUUUAUUUUUAUAAUAACAUUUACACUCGUCAUAAAAACAAGUGAAUGUAUAGAAAAAUGUCAACCAGUUUUAAAAUGUAAUCCAAGAGAUUGUAAACGAUGUGAUUCCAAUGAGUUUCCUUUAUUGCAACGGUGCAAAUGUUGCCCUACGUGUAUUCCAAAUAAUAAUUGUUUGACACCAAAAAAUUGUGCUUCAGUAGUUUGUCCCCUAGUAAAUUGUAUCACUGGAUCAACAAGUUACACUCCAAAAUGCAGAUGCUGUCCUACAUGUGGUCCAGAACACAAGUCCGAUUAUUUGACGUCAACUGGAACUGGGACACAACAUUUUCAAUCUGUGGUAAUAAGGCAGAAACUGAUAUGUCACUUUUUGCUAAUUUUACAUGAGAGCUAGUUUAAAGAUUUAUGAUAUAGAGCAUUAGCUUAGCAACGCUCUGCAUAGUUCAUUUGUUGUGAUUUUUUGUAUAGAUAUUACUUGAACUGGACGGUAG